CUCGGGACGAGGCAGUUUCCCCAUUCCAUUUCCUCAUCUGUAGCUUUUGCCUUAACCCUCCUGUAUGGUGGAUAUUCUACCCCAUCCUUCUUUCUUGGGUGAUAUGGGGGAUCAUUCAAAAAAGAAGUCUGGAAUCGCCAUGUGUGUCGGCUGUGGAAGUCAGAUCCAUGAUCAGUACAUACUGCGAGUGUCCCCGGACCUUGAGUGGCACGCAGCCUGUCUGAAGUGCGCAGAAUGCAGUCAGUACCUGGAUGAGACUUGCACUUGUUUCGUCCGAGAUGGCAAGACCUACUGCAAGAGAGACUACGUACGAUUAUUCGGGAUCAAAUGCGCCAAAUGUAACAUCGGUUUCUGCAGCAGUGACCUGGUGAUGAGGGCGCGGGACAACGUCUAUCACAUGGAGUGUUUCAGGUGCUCGGUGUGCAGCAGACAUCUGCUCCCGGGAGACGAGUUCUCUCUGCGGGACGAGGAGCUGCUCUGCCGGGCGGAUCACGGGCUGCUGAUGGAGCGCGCAUCGGAUGGGAGCCCCUGCAGUCCCGGGAACAUUCACUCCAACAGGCCACUGCAAAUCCCAGAACCAGUGCCAGUUCGACAACCACCUCACCGGAACCAUGUUCAUAAGCAGUCUGAGAAGACCACGCGUGUUCGGACAGUGUUAAAUGAAAAGCAGCUUCACACUCUUCGGACUUGUUAUAACGCCAACCCGCGUCCGGACGCGCUCAUGAAAGAACAGCUCGUGGAAAUGACGGGUCUGAGCCCACGCGUCAUACGAGUGUGGUUCCAAAACAAACGCUGCAAAGACAAGAAGAGGUCCAUACUCAUGAAACAACUACAGCAACAGCAGCACAGCGAUAAAACGAAUCUUCAAGGUCUCACGGGAACGCCUCUGGUGGCAGGCAGCCCGAUUAGACAUGACACCACAGUCCAGGGAAAUCCUGUAGAAGUUCAAACCUAUCAGCCUCCGUGGAAAGCCUUAAGCGAGUUUGCCUUACAAAGUGACCUGGACCAGCCUGCUUUCCAACAGCUGGUGUCAUUUUCCGAGUCGGGAUCGUUGGGUAACUCAUCGGGUAGUGAUGUGACCUCUCUGUCAUCACAGUUACCCGACACCCCCAACAGCAUGGUGCCCAGUCCCGUGGAGACGUGAGAGCCCACCGGAGACUCCUGCCCCAGCAUGCCCUCACCCGUCCUGCAUGAAAACCCAUCACCUCACCACCUCAAAACGGAAAAAUGGGAUUAACAAAGAUGGAUUUUAACAGUUUGCCAAACGGAGGAGCCUGUCCAAUCGACUUUGGGUUUUCCAGACGUGUUACAAAACUGUUUCAAAGCAUUUGGACCGCAUAACGAGGAUGUCCAACGGAAUAUGAACACAUUAUUUUGGUUUUUGAUUAUGGACCACUGCCAACCUUAGGAAAACAACAGUCUUAACAGUGUUUAUUCAAGACCAUCAAUGUGUAGCUUUAUCAACAAGUGGUAUUUUCCCUAUAAAAUGAGACAAGAAGCCACGUUUUGUCUUAAUGCGCAUGAUCUCUCCGAAGAUGUAUAAAAACUUGAGUUGUAAAAUAUUUUAUCUUAACGAAUGGAGGACAGAUUGUAAAAACUUCUCGAUUUAAAAAAGUAAGUUAUUGUUAUUUAUUGUCAGGACAUCCGUCCAUACCAAAAAGUGAGAAAUUACAUUAAUAAACGACGUUAAAUGCUGUUUAAGUCUGGAUAAGCUUGCAUGCAAAGGUAACUAUAUCAAUAUCAUUCCUUUCCAUAUCUUUUUUUAUAUUAUAAGAUGACGAGAGACACUUUUCUAUAUAUAUAUAUAGACCUGACAGUAACUGUCCAAAGAUUUGACAACCAGAACAGCAACAACGUAAACAUAAUUAAAUAGUGAAUUUAGUCAUUUAAAUGUCGUGAUAUUUUAAUUUAUUCGACUGGAAAAUUUCCAGUGCAGCUGCAUCAUUACAUGUCUAUUUAGAUAUUCGUAGGUGAAAUUAUAGGCCUACCUUUUGCAUAAUUGUUGCAAUGUUCCUUUUUGGAAAUUACCACACAAAUACCUACACACAAACUAUCCUGAAAUGGAAUGGUUUCAACUAGAAGGGUGCAAGCUUGAUCUUUUUAGAUACAUUUUACCAAACG
This is a messenger RNA of Xyrauchen texanus (razorback sucker), 2121 nucleotides long. RefSeq names its product insulin gene enhancer protein isl-2a-like. Lineage: Eukaryota; Metazoa; Chordata; Actinopteri; Cypriniformes; Catostomidae. The transcript is spliced from 6 exons. Gene Ontology annotation, biological process: neuron fate specification; axonogenesis; positive regulation of transcription by RNA polymerase II. The record is from RefSeq and is a predicted model, not a curated record. Gene Ontology annotation, molecular function: DNA-binding transcription factor activity, RNA polymerase II-specific; cis-regulatory region sequence-specific DNA binding. The coding region runs from base 65 to 1144 and encodes 359 amino acids. Gene Ontology annotation, cellular component: nucleus.